CACUAGAUCGCGCUACUGUUAUAUCUUACUUAAAGAUGAAAAUGACUAAUAAUCAGCCGGUCAAUGUUAUGAAAUUUGGUUGAAUGUCUGAAUUGAAUUCAACUCUUGAAAUAAAUUGUUAUCAUGCAGCAAAGGUUUGAUAUACCUUCUUUAAGCCAAGCAAAUUUCAACAAAAUAGAUACUAGGAAAGCUGAUUUAAAUAAAUUGUCAAUCAUUGAACUCAAAGAGAUCCUAGACAGACAAGACAAGCUUUUAAACAACAAGAAAUUCAUCAAUUCUUUACCAGAUAAGGGACAAAAAAUAAGUGACUACCGACAGAAAGUUUUGGAAAAACUCAAAUCUAAAGAGUUGGUCGAACAAACUACUUCUAUUCUUUCCAAAUUAUCAAUUGGUCAAAACGUUGAUCUUUCUCAUCCUAUGGCUUCCGGACCAGUUGCAAAAUUAAAGCCAGAAGUUGAUCCUUACGCUGGAUUAUUGUCUAAAGCGUUGGACGACACAUUAUCUCAAGUAAAACCAUCCAAAUUUGUGCUUAAUAAAAGCAAAGACGAACUGAAGAAAGAUCCGUCAUCGACUGAAAUGCGGACACCUGAAUCCCCAAAAUUGAAAAUCAUGGAAAAAUAUAAAGAUACUGGAUUGAAUUACGGUGCUGAAGAGAAGCGUGUUCAUGAGUUAUCAGUUGAUGAAUCUCUAGAGUUGAGUAAAAAUCAGAUUGAAAAGGAUGCAAAAGUGGCCCUGCUACGCAAGGUAGAAAGGACUAUAAAGUAUUAUGAAAAUGAAGAAGAUGGAACUGAUUUAGAUGAAGAAAUUGAAGAUGAAGGAGAAAAUGACGACGAACAAGGAACUCAAAUAGUAAUUCGUUAUAUGUAAAUUGAAAUUACAAAGUUUUUAUUAUAACAUACAUAUUUAUUUUAUUAAUUUUUAAAAUA
This is a messenger RNA of Tetranychus urticae (two-spotted spider mite), 926 nucleotides long. RefSeq names its product RNA polymerase II subunit M (gene Polr2M). Gene Ontology annotation, cellular component: nucleus. NCBI's taxonomy places the organism in Eukaryota, Metazoa, Arthropoda, Arachnida, Trombidiformes, Tetranychidae. Gene Ontology annotation, molecular function: transcription elongation factor activity. The record is from RefSeq and is a predicted model, not a curated record. Gene Ontology annotation, biological process: transcription elongation by RNA polymerase II.